AUGACCGUGCAGGUGAACUUCGGGCCUGCGCAGAUGAAGGCGCUGCCCUUCACGUGCAGGAUGGUGCAGGAGGCGUCCGCUGCCGACGCGAAGGCAGAUGCCGCGCCAUCGGGCAAGAGCACGGUCGUGUUCCCUGUCGGCUUGCCCGACGAAGGGACGUUUGACGUGGUGGACGCGUUCAUGGAGAGAAACCCGUCCUUCACGGAGCUCAGCGACCGCAAGGUGCAGGAGUGGGCCAUCAAGAGACUGUGGCGGGGCAGCAGGAAGGGAUGGUCGAGCUCGAACGACAAGCCGUCGUUCGACUUCGGGCUGCCCAUGCUCGACGACCUGAGCGCCUGCAAGGUGAUCAGCUCUGUCGCGCCCUGCGUGGCGCGGAACGUCGCCGCGAGUCAACGUUGCUGCUGGUUUGGAGGUUACCGCCGGUCCGAUGUUUUGUUUUAA
Molecule: messenger RNA, 441 nt
Organism: Prorocentrum cordatum
Lineage: Eukaryota; Dinophyceae; Prorocentrales; Prorocentraceae
Source: the annotation of a GenBank genome assembly